AAGCUAACGAAGGUUGAUUCUCCAAACAUGGAUGUGAUUAAGACGCAACAGAUAUCAGCAAGGACGAUCGAGAAAGUGGUUGUUCAUCCACUCGUCUUGCUUAGUAUCGUCGACCAUUACAAUCGCGUCGCUAAGGAUUCACGCAAGCGAGUCGUCGGUGUUCUGCUCGGGAGCAGCUCCCGUGGUAUCGUUGAUGUCACCAACAGCUACGCAGUGCCCUUUGAGGAGGAUGACAAAGACCCAAGCAUCUGGUUUCUUGAUCACAACUACCAUGAGUCAAUGUUCCACAUGUUCAAGAGAAUUAAUGCCAAGGAGCAUGUUGUAGGUUGGUACAGCACAGGACCUAAACUUCGAGAGAAUGAUUUGGACGUUCACGCGUUGUUCAAUGGCUAUGUUCCAAAUCCAGUGCUGGUCAUUAUUGAUGUCCAACCUAAAGAACUUGGAAUCCCUACAAAAGCAUACUAUGCAGUGGAGGAGGUCAAGGAGAAUGCUACUCAGAAAAGCCAGAAAGUUUUCGUUCAUGUAUCUACAGAAAUAGCUGCUCAUGAAGUCGAGGAAAUUGGCGUGGAACAUUUGCUCAGGGAUGUGAAAGACACAACAAUCAGUACCCUGGCGACUGAGGUCACUGCAAAACUUACUGCUUUGAAGGGGUUGGAUGCACGUCUUCGGGAGAUCCGGAGUUACCUUGACCUUGUAAUCGAAGGAAAGCUCCCUCUAAACCAUGAGAUUUUAUACCAUCUACAGGACGUUUUCAACUUGCUUCCUAACCUGAAUGUGAACGAGUUGGUUAAGGCCUUCUCAGUGAAAACAAAUGACAUGAUGCUGGUUAUCUAUCUAUCAUCCCUUAUUCGGAGUGUAAUUGCACUCCACAACUUGAUCAACAACAAGUUGCUGAACAAGGAACAUGAAAAAGCAGAGGACUCAAAGCCUGUGGCCAUACCUGCCACCAGCUAGAUCAGGUUUUCUCAUGACUUACUAAGUCAUCAUUGCCCCGCGAUGAAGGCAGCUGUUGUGUGUUCUCUUCCCCAAAAGAAAAGUCAAGUCAGGUG
Messenger RNA from Arabidopsis arenosa, 1049 nucleotides. Lineage: Eukaryota; Viridiplantae; Streptophyta; Magnoliopsida; Brassicales; Brassicaceae. The record is from the annotation of a GenBank genome assembly.